This is a messenger RNA of Porites lobata, 5757 nucleotides long. Lineage: Eukaryota; Metazoa; Cnidaria; Anthozoa; Scleractinia; Poritidae. The record is from the annotation of a GenBank genome assembly.
AUGGCUGUCCCCAAAGCGAAGGGCUAUCGGCCGAGAUGCUUCUUUGAUGUUCAAAUAAAUGGAUCUCCAGGUAAGAAACGUUAAAUUCCUCGGAUAAAAUGUUUGCAUGGGCUGCUGUUUUUCAAAGUCAAGUCAUUUGGCUAGAGAAGCGGCUGAAAUUCAGGCCAUAACUCAAUAAUAAUUAUUGGAAAUAAUCAAGCUCGUGUCUAGAUAACCUACAGCCGAAAACUGUUUCGGCAUUCAGAAAUUUUGAGCAAUUUUCUCGAAAUAGCUCGUUUAAUUCUUCUAACAACAUAAGGUAUUUGUUGAGAAAUCUCAAGCGAUUAUAAAUAUUGCCUUGGGUUAAAAUAGUCAGGUGGCUAAAGGCUCAGAUCUAUACAGAGCGGACAAAAGCACCAAACUUUGCAUGGUUGUAGCUUAGGGCAUGUUAGUCAAUAUUAGGAUCGGUGCCCACAGCUACCUCUUCAGGAUUUGCAGCAACUGCUCGCUUCAACAACCUUCCAUGAUGGGUUCCCUGUGCUAAAAAUUGCAAUUACUUGUUUUUUGCCAUUUUUUGAUGAAAAUCGCGUAAAAAGGGAAGUAGAUUAAAAAAGAAACUGUAUUAAUACCAUUAUUAUUGAAAACAAUGACUAAAACAAGUCUACUUAAUGAUAUAGCAAUUAUGAUAUACCAUGGUGGGUAUCCUGUGCUAAAGAUAUCAAUUCCUUUUUUUGCCAUUAUUUUGAUGAAAAUCACAUGAAAGACAAGAAAAUAAAAAAAGAAAUUGUGUUAUUAUUGAACCAAUGACAAAAACAAGUCAACUAAAUGGAAAAUCCAAGGAAAAUGUUUUCAGACGCGUACCCAGUCUCAAAUAGCCUUUUAAGAUGGCGGCUUGAAGGUGUCUUUUCAUGGACUGUAGGUAUCUGCUAGAAUAAAUUGCCGUUUUUUUAGGGGAAAUUGUGCAAAAUUUGAAUCACGACAGGUUAUGUGAAGUUUUAAGCUCUUCUUGGUGAUAAAUUUGUUAUCGAAAGCCACAUUUUCGCUUCAUAUUUUGUGCCGAUUGUGAAUGACUAUACCGAGUUUAUUAACUUACUGGUUAGUUAAAGGUUUCUGAAGCUGAGAUGUUUUCUACACGCCAGGAUGGAUAUUAACUGGGAUCGUUGUUAUAUUUGCCAAGAAUCAACAAAAGAAGAUUUGAGAAGCCCACUGGUUUAACGGUACAAGCAUUAAUUCAUAGAACGCUCCUUGAAAAUGUACUAAAAAGGCUGACGUGCGAAAUAGGCAUACAUGUCAGAGGAACGCAAGAAGAAAAGUGGAGCAGCUUGGAAGGCCGAGGAAGACGAGAAAUGAAAUAAAUCAAGAGCAUUUGUUGAACUCACUGAGUACAUAGCAAAUGAAGUGGAGAAUGAUACACAUUUCUUUAUACUUGCUGAACUUCAUAUUAAGCUGUAUUCGUUACAAACAAAGGCACACACUUUGCAGUUCCACUAUAGUGUCAGUCUUACAAGCUCGUUUGGUGCCACAAUCUCCAACUUGCUGUUUCUGAUCUGCUUCAAUAUUCUUUUUUCUCUUUUCUAGUUUGCUUUUUCUUAUUUGGACGUAAGGUGACAGGAUUGAUGGCACUUUGCACUUCAGUAACGUGUUUCCUACUGUAGUGAUUUCAAUAUGAAACUUAAUUGCAACAAGACGGCACAGUCCUCCUUCCUGAAUUCUAGCAAAUUGUCAAGGAGCGUUCCAUAAAUCAUUGAUCCGUUAAAUUAAUGGGUUUCUCAGAUCCUCUCUUUUCGAUUCUCACCCUAGGUAAAUAUGACAACGAUCCCAACUGAUUUCAAUCUUCGUGUGUAGAAACGAGUUUAAACUCAAUCAUGAUAAGACUGAAAUCAUGCUUAUCAUGUCGAUGUACCGUACUCGUCCACCCUUUAGUGACGUCAUUAUGGGUAAUGCAAGGCUAAGAACCACCACCAACAAAGCCUGGGAGUAGUAUUUGAUGACAACGUGCUGUUUGACGCACACGUCUUAGCAUUUUUUUGCACAACAUCGUUUCACUAACUCAGGAACUUAUCAAAGAUAAGAAAGUGUCUCACACGGGAGUCUUGCGAAAUUGCAGUGCAUGCUGUUAUUACAUCUAAAACAGACUAUUAAUUGCAAUUCCUUGCUCUAUGGUUGUAGGAAAAUGCACUUGAAGGAACUUUUAAUAAUAUGUUCAGAACACUGCCCCCAGGAUCGUUACUCGAACUCGAAAACUUUGCGAACACAUCAUUUAUUUGACUUUCACUGGCUUCCUGUUAGUUAUCAUGUUGUUUAUUUUGUCAGUUUUCAAAUCACUUAAUAACCUUCCACAUAGCUACCUAGCGGACAGUUAUCGAAGGCCUUCCAGGAACUUGUGGUCCGCAUCUCAGCAGGUCUUAGAACAACCUCGAAAACUCACGGGAAAAGACUUUUUCAGUGUGCCCCUAAACUGUGGAACUCACUACCAUUAGCUAGAUUUGCGCAAGUCACCAUCUUUAGCCAGUUGAAAGAAAGGACUGAGAACAUACCUUUUUACCCAAUUUUUAGAGAGUAAGUCAACACUUUUGUAAAACGUCUUUAAUAUCUGCAGAUCAUAUACCUAUACUUAUAGAAUGAAUAUUUAGUUUUUUGCAUGACUUAUUAUCAUUAUAUAUAAACUUUAAAGCCAAAAUAAUUUUAAAACAGAUGAAUUCUUAGGUUGUUUCCUUCUCUUGUUCUUGGUGAAUUGCAAAUAGAUUUUAAUAUAUGUUAUUUCAUGCUCGAGAUAUAAUUUUUUUUCUCUUUAACAUUGUAAAGCACCAUGUACUCAGGAUAUGAGCGCUAUAGAAAGAAGCUGUUUUUACUAUUAUUAAUUUUAACCAGUACGAAAAUAAACGCAGUAUAGUCAUUCAUAAUCGGCACAAAAUGUGAAGAGAAAAUGUGGCUUUCGAUAACAAAUUUAUCACCAAGAAGAACUUAAAAUUCACUUAAACCUGUCGUGAUUCAAAUUGUACACAAUUUCUCCCCCAAAACGGCAAUUUAUUCUAGUAGAUACUUACAGUCCAUGAAAAGACACAGCCGCCACCUUGAAAGGCUAUUUUGGACUGAGUACGCGUCCGAAAACAUCUUCCUUGGAUUUUCCAUUUAGUUAACAUGUUUUUUUCAUUAGUUUCAAUAAUAAUACAAUUUCUUUUUUAUUUCCAUGUCCUUCAUGUGAUUUUCAUCAAAAUAAUGGUAAAAAAAAGGAAUUGGUAUUUUUUUAGCACAGGGCACCCACCAUGGUACAUCAUAGGUGCUAUAUCAUUAUGUUGACUUGUUUUAGUCAUUGGUUUCAUAAUGAUAGUAUUAAUACAGUUUCUUUUUCCAUCUACUUCCCUUUUUAUGUGAUUUUCAUCAAAAAAAGGCAAAAAAAAAGGGAUUGCAAUUUUCAGCACAGGGCACCCAUCAUGGAAGGUUGUUGAAGAACUUCAGCGAGCAGUUGCUGCAAAUCCUGAAGAGGUAGCUGUGGGCACCGAUCCUAAUAUUGACUAACAUGCCCUAAGCUACAACCAUGCAAAGUUUGGUGCUUUUGUCCGCUCUGUAUAGAUCUCGCCAAAAUUUUGCACUAAGCCACCGGACUAAAAGUAGAAGCGACUGUCGAGCGUGGGCAUAGAGUAAAAUCUGAAUGUUUUCGACACUUAGAGAAUAUUCAAGUUCUGACACACUAAGUCAACUCCCGAUGAAUAUCCACAGAAAUUAUCAACGAAACCUCACCAGAGUAUUUAGUGUUUGUUCAGAAAUGCCAAGCGAUUCUAAAUAAAGGUUUCGUAUUGUUGUGGACAAAUUCUCCGCGCUUGCAUUGUAAGCAUAUUCUUUAGAAUCUUGACUCACGGGUAUGGUUUUCAAAAUACUAGAUGCCCGGCAGUCGGAAAUUCACGUCCAAUUUACACGAAAUAUCUCAUUUACUUUGUGUAAAAACUUCAGGAAGUUGUUUAGAAAACUCAAGCGAUUUCAAAUACUGCUUUGGGCUUGAAGUAGAGGCAACCGUCGAGCCUUCUUGACCCAUUUUUGCCGUUCUCCUUGCCAUCGCCGGAUCAUGAAGUCCCUAUAGCAUUUGUGUCACGCAAUAAAUUGUAGGGUUACACCGGAAGUUGAAGGGCACUCUUCUGCCGAGUCGACAAAUUUCACGUUGUUUGUAACUCACAGGAACGUCUCCGGAGGAUAUCUGUUAAGACUACAGAUCUUUAUAAUUUUACACACAAAUUGAGUAGACUCAGCAGAUGCCGAGAAAGAUUUUAGUGAAAGUACCGGUGAGUCAAGAUUCUAAAGAAUAUACUUAAUGCAAGCUCGGAGAAUUUGUCCACAACAAUACGAUGGUGAAGUUUCGUUGAUAAUUUCUGUGGAUAUUCAUCGGGAGUUGACUCAGUGUGUCUGACUGCUGGGUAUCUAGUUUUUUGAAAACAGUUCUUGGCUGCCGGGUAUCUAGACACGUCAAAUAAUCAAUUAGAAGCUUAAGCUUAUAUUAAGCUUAAUAUAGAAAAAGUUUUGCUUCUUUGAUUUUAAUCAAUCUCUAUAAUUUUAAACUUAAAUUAAUGUGACUGUGUAGCAUUGGUUAUGAAUGCUUGCUUCUCUUAAUUAAUGAUUUGAGCCUAUGAACACUGUGAUAUUCUAAAUUUUUUUAUGGAUUAUUUUGGCCAAUUGAUUGAAAUCAAUAAGGUUUCCAAUGAGCAACCUCAGUCUUCUUGUAACAUAGAAAGAGAAGUAGGUGGGUACAAAAGAAGGCAGGUUUGAAAGAACCUCAAAUCUAAAACUUUUAACUCUUGCUUGAUUUAAAUUAAGAAUCAAUUUUGCAUUCUUUGUAGCUGGCAGGAUUAUUUUUGAACUGUUUGCUGACAUCUGUCCUAAGACAUCUGACAACUUUAGAGCAUUGUGCGCAGGUAGGGAAGGACGUAUUAAUGUAGAUACCGGUACAUAUUCUACUUCUACCACUACCAACUACUUUAUUAACAUUAAUAAUAAUAAUAAUGAUAAUAAUGAUAAUAACAAUAAUAUCAUUUUUCAUACAUGGUAACCACAUCAGUUACAUAUUACAUGUAAAUGUUAGUGUUUUAGAGUUGAUGUGUGGUUGGCUGUACUCACUUGUAAGUGGGAUGGGGUCAUAAUAUUAAAUUUAUGGCCACUUCCUUCCACUGACUUACAAUGCAUUAAGACAAGGAGUCACGGACUCUUAAAUGAUAACACAGAAAAAACGAAAAGCAGACAUUAAAAACUUUAGCAAGUGUAUUCUAAAACUAAAGGUAAUAACAGUGUUCCAGGUAAGAGAUGGGUCUUGGGUCAAUGACCAGACAAAGAAGGCUUCCUGACCCGACAGAUGACAUAUAAGUUUUAAGUUAAAUAUGGCAAAAAAAUUAGCGUGUGGUCUUGGUGACCCCUCAGAUGGUCUACAUGACCCCCCUCUUGAAAUAAUUAACUGGAACACUGAAUAAGAGGCCUAAAAAAAUGCCAGAAUUGACACAAUGAUGAGAGACUACUGAUAAACUAAUGCAAUAGUGUAUAGUACUGUAAAUUGCUGAACUUUUAAGGAAAUUAAUGGCUAUUUUUUAAGUGAUCAACUUGACAUUUCAUAGAAACUUUAAACAAGAUUUUUUGGAUUAACUUUGAACCUGUUUUUUAGGUGAAAAAGGUUUAAGCAGAACUUCUGGGAAGGCUCUUCACUAUAAAGGAUCAGGGUUCCAUCGAGUUAUCAAGGAUUUUAUGAUUCAAGGAGGAGACUUUACUAAAGGUACUUUUAUUUUUAUAUCAAGAUGGUAA